Molecule: messenger RNA, 986 nt
Organism: Plutella xylostella (diamondback moth)
Lineage: Eukaryota; Metazoa; Arthropoda; Insecta; Lepidoptera; Plutellidae
Source: RefSeq, a predicted model, not a curated record
UGACCCUGACGAUAAACACUCGUAGACCUGUUCCGCAUGUUAAUUACCGCGUGACUUAGGACGGAUAAAGACGCUUUGUUAAAGCAUAACACCCAAACAAAGUAUAACAAAUAAAUACAAUGUUAUUUGCUGUGGUUUUGGUGUCCGCGUUGGCUACUUUAUGUGUCGGACAACAAGUACCCAACAACACCGGCCCGGCGCCAGUUCUAUGUGGAAUCAUACCGAAAACUAUUAAAGGAUGCCUUGAUUUCCCGAGCAUUGUCGAGCAAAAAUUAUCGAAAGGAUGUGGAAACACCCAGACCGUUUGCGAGUCCCUAAAAUGCGUGUUCGAGAAAUCCGGCUGGAUAAAGAAGCACCAGCUGGUGAAGAGCAAGGUCAUCAGCGACUUGGAUAAGUUCGCUGAGGAGCACCCGGCCUGGUACAAUGCCACGCAAGCUGUGAAGGCUACGUGUGUGGCGCAGGACUUGCCAGCACAGGGGGUGUUCAUCAACUGUCCAGCUUAUGACGUUCUUCAUUGCGCGCAGAUCGUUUACUAUCGGAGCGCGCUCCCGGAGCAAUGGUCCACGUCUCCCGACUGCCUGUACCCUCGGCAGUUCACCGCAGCAUGUGCCUUCUGUCCCGAGGACUGCUUCUCGCCACAGAUCCCGUAUCGCUCGUGCAACGCGUGCCUAAACUACCCUAACAGGGCGUAAUGUUACACAGAUUUGUUUUUGGCUCGAAUAUGAGAAAACGUGAUUAUUAAGAUGUAAUACAGGUUAUCAUACAAAUAAAAUGUAAAAAAUAUAAUUUUACUGAUGUUAUAUUAAUUAGAAAGGCGAUUUUCGUCUUCUUAUGAUACUAAUAUAAUGAAUCAGUAACAUCCAAUAAAAUUUAAGAAAUCAUCGUUACAUGGUUUCAAUAAUUCGUAUUUUUGUCGUUGUGUAUAAUCAAAAUGCAGAUAAACUAACUUUGAAAUAAACUCGAAAAGCAAACAUCACAUGUCGUAA